Fusarium falciforme is the source of this 1284-nucleotide messenger RNA. RefSeq lists its product as hypothetical. Gene Ontology annotation, biological process: positive regulation of transcription by RNA polymerase II. NCBI's taxonomy places the organism in Eukaryota, Fungi, Ascomycota, Sordariomycetes, Hypocreales, Nectriaceae. The record is from RefSeq and is a predicted model, not a curated record. The transcript has 4 exons. Bases 1 to 1284 code for a protein of 427 amino acids. Gene Ontology annotation, cellular component: nucleus. Gene Ontology annotation, molecular function: transcription cis-regulatory region binding; DNA-binding transcription factor activity.
AUGCACGCCUUGAUCUCUGGCAUCGAUUUUGGCUAUGGAACUUCCAAGCAACAUCCUACUAUGAGACAGUUUAUCUUAAAGGAUUUCGACAACCAACCAACCGAGUUCAUGCAGAUCGCUCAGCCAGUUCCCAGUCCUCCGAUUUCCUUGCUCAGUGGAGUAUUGGACCAUGUGCAGAUGGUCGUGUAUCAAGCAUCCUUUUCUCUUAUGGCCUUUGGUCACGACGCGCUGAAGAUCCGUGAGAUUCUCAUUCGCAUGGCCCUCUCCGACAACUCGCCGUCUGCCACCGCAAUACUCCAGUCCACCUUAGCCCUAGCUUCAUAUCAUCGAGAUAAGGACCACUCCCAAGCAGAUCGACUCAAAAUCGCGGCUCUUCGGGCCUUGGCAGCAUCUACCCAGGGUGUCAUUGGCGCAGAUGAAUCCUUUCGUCAUAUUGCUGCAGGGAUGCUCCUCUGCACUCUGGAGAUUUACCAAAUCUCGGCGGCAUCAAGUCAUUGGCUGUGGUAUGUAUGCGGCUCGAAAAAGAUCAUCAAGAGCGCCAAACUCGACGAGAGAACUCCAACCAACGACACUACCACACUGAUAGGCUGGGUCCAUUACUCUGACGUGCUGGCUCGUUUCAGCUUGCGUCACUGGCAACCAAAUCUCUUAGAGGCUACAGGUUUUGCCAUAGGAGCACAUUUCAAACCCUUUCAACCUGCACCCGCGCAUCUAGUAGGUCCUCCGCAUGAGGUCUUAUAUCUCCUGUCCGAAGUGUGCGAUACCGUCGUUGAACCCUCGGAUCCACGUUUCCACGAAAGUGACUACCAGCAAUAUCUCAAACUCCUAGAAUGGAAAUUACGGAGGAUCGAUAUUUCAACCAACGAGAAUAAUACUCUAACUGAGGGGUCACGUUUGAAUUCCGACAGAGCAGUUGAACUCUACCAGCUGGCGACCCUGAUCUACCUCAAACGUGCAUCAGCAGAAAAUCCCAAGGGGAAAUCACGUCUUCCAGAAUGGAUCGAAAGGUCUUUUGAUAUCCUUUCACAUUUAGAACAUUGCCAAUGGCCCUUCCCUCUCCUGAUACUUGGUUGCGAGGCGCGAACAGACGACCAACGAACCAUGAUUCUUGACCUCAUCUCCAAAACAGAGAGCAAUAUUCACUUUCGGAAGCUGGACUCUGUCAGGAUGAUGAUUCAACGAAUUUGGGUUCAGAACGAUCUGAUUGAGGAGGAAUUCAACUAUGUGCACAAGCUCGGUGCUGUGCUCAGUUCGGCAAACAGGGCUGUCCCAGCACUUGUUUAG